This is a messenger RNA of Nylanderia fulva, 5782 nucleotides long. RefSeq names its product contactin. Gene Ontology annotation, molecular function: protein binding. Lineage: Eukaryota; Metazoa; Arthropoda; Insecta; Hymenoptera; Formicidae. Gene Ontology annotation, biological process: cell-cell adhesion. The record is from RefSeq and is a predicted model, not a curated record.
UAUUCGUCAUAAGGGAGUGUCCGGCGAUGUAGCGUCGCGUUUGUAAUCAAACGCUUUUGUAUAUUUGACGUUUUUUAUUUUAUCCUUUAAGAUUGAUUCGCGCCUUAUAUAAGGUGUCAGUGUUUAAAUAAAUAUCUCAAUUUACAAUUCUCGAGCGAAUUAUCGUACAUCACACGAAACGAGUGGACAAAAGGGGGCACAGGUUAACAGGGAGUGUCUAAAAGAUCGGAGUUUUAUCUUCUAUAUUUAUUUAUAAUUUCUUGAUACUUGUAAAAUGUUUAUUAUAUAAUACGUUACAAGGUGUUCAAAAUGUCUCAUUUAUUGAGUAGCGUGAUAUUCUCGCUACUCCUUUUAUCACCUGUGUUUGCACAAAAUAUUUUAAAAUAUGGAGAUGAAGCAUAUGAGUGCCCUCAACACUGGACACGAUUUCAUGAAUCGUGCUAUCGUUUUAUCAAGAGUCCGUUGAGAGGACGGGAAGACGCACGAAGGAACUGUCAAGCAUUUCAAAGUGAUCUACUUACUAUUAAUACAAUAGAGGAACAUGGAUUUAUACUCUAUCAGUUACUAUGGCAGGAUCCGCAACAUCGUAGGUGGUACACUGGAAUAAAAUUACAGAGUGGCUUAUGGAUGAAUGAGGCUGAUAGUUCAACCUUAAUGAAUAUGGACAAUGCCUUUUUACCUGAACCUAAUGACAAUAUACUAGGAAGAGAUUAUUUGGCAUAUUCUUACUCUAAUAAUCUACAGCGUUGGGGAUUGGAGAAGGUCAAUGGCAGAGAAGAGCUCUUGUAUAUUUGCGAAGCACCCAUCGCUAUUCUCCAUAACUUGGUAGAAGAUGAUCGCACUUAUCAAUAUGGCGUUGAUAUUGAUAAUCCUCUCCAAAUACCCAGAGGACCAUAUUUUAUAAAACAACCUACAAGCAAAGUAUUUGAUGUAUCAAAGAGAAGAAUAAGUAACGAUGUUUCACUGAGUUGUUUUGCGGGUGGCUACCCUACUCCAACUUAUGAAUGGUUUAAAGAAGAUUAUGAAAAUGAUCGGCUUAUUGCAACAAAAAUAGAUCCUCUUUCAAAUAGCAGAUAUACUGUAAGCGGUGGAACAUUGAUCAUCUAUGAGCCUGAACAAACAGAAGACCGUGGCUCAUAUCAUUGCAAGGCUACUAAUAAAUUUGGUACAAUUAUGUCUGAGAGUGUUGAAUUGUCGUUUGGAUAUAUCCUAGAGUUUAAUUUAAAACGUUCUGAAGAACGGGGAGAUAAUCAUUGGGGUAAAGCAGUUUAUUGCGAUCCACCACAACAUUUUCCAGGAGUAAAGUAUUAUUGGGCCCGCGAUUAUUUCCCUAACUUUGUCGAGGAGGAUAAACGUGUAUUCGUUUCACACGAUGGAGCACUUUACUUCUCCACACUGGAAACAAUUGACCGAGGAAACUAUUCGUGCAAUGUUCAAAGUGUCGCAUCUGAUACUGGACGUAAUGGACCAUUCUUUCCAUUAAGAGUGAAUAUGCACUCUUCAUUUCAGCAACUAAAGUUUCCCAAUAAUUUCCCAAAGGCAUUUCCAGAAGCACCAAUAGCUGGAGAGGAAGUUAGAUUGGAAUGUAUCGCGUUUGGAUAUCCUGUACCUUCUUACAAUUGGACAAGAAGAGGUUCUGUUUUGCCGCGCAAUGCGUACGCGACGAGUUACAACCGGGUGUUGAUAAUCCCUCGUGUUCGUGUGGAGGAUCAGGGUGAAUAUGUUUGCCGAGUGUACAACGACAGACUGUCAAUCGAGAAUUCUGUACGAUUGACUAUACAAGCAGCGCCUAAUUUUACUAUUCCAUUGCUGGAUAAACACAUGGACCAUAGGGCAGACUUAACUUGGACCUGCGAAGCAUUUGGCAUACCAGAUGUCACCUAUAGCUGGUUCAGAAAUGGAGAACUUUUGGAUAUGUAUACUUUGCCGCCCGAAGAUAGGGAUCGUUACGUUAUACAAGAUAAUGUACUAAAUAUAAGGCACCUGGAUCCUGAGAGAGAUGAGGCUAUGUAUCAGUGUCGUGCGAGAAAUCAACUUAAGACAACGUAUUCAUCGGCACAACUUAGAGUUCUAUCGUUCAAACCUUCUUUCAAAAAACGGCCUAUGGAAUCCGAGACAUAUGCCGCAGAAGGUGGUAAUGUCACGAUUGUAUGCAAACCCGAAGCUGCGCCUAGACCGAAAUUCGUAUGGAAGAAGGAUGGAAACGUGAUCGGAUCAGGCGGUAGGCGAAGAAUUCUGGAUACUGGAAAUCUUAUUAUCAGCCCGGUAUCACGAGACGAUGAAGGAACAUAUGUGUGCACAGCAACGAAUCAGUAUGGCAGCGACGAGACUCGUGGGCGAUUAAUUGUAUUACGCGGACCACAACUUGUUGAAAGAUUGCCGCCACGAAUAAUCAUGUCCUAUAAUUACAAUCAGACAUUGCGUUGCUUGGGCCAUAUAGACGAAAUGUUAGAUGUGGCGUACAUUUGGACGCAUAAUGGUAUGCGUAUCCGCGAUAAAGAUUUGCGAAAUAAUCCACGAUGGCACAUUGAUGGCGAAUAUCUAGACAUUAUAAAUGCCACAUUCGCUGAAGCCGGCGAAUACGAGUGUAUAUUGAGAAGUGCUGUUGGUGAAAUAUCGAGCAAGACCAAUCUGAUCGUGCAAGGACCACCUGGACCACCUGGUGGGGUGCAAGUUGUGAAUAUCGUCAAAACUUCAGCCACAUUACGAUGGACUGAUGGCGCCUUGAACGGCAGAGUGAUAACUAUGUAUACAAUCAGCGCAAGUACAAAUUGGAAUAGCACGUGGUUUCCUCUUGUAGAAAACAUUACGGCUAUCGAGAUGGAUAGAUAUAAUGGUCGAAAAGAGGCAUUCUUGGAAAAUGUUUUGAAUCCUUACACCACAUAUGAGUUCCGCGUGCUAGCUUUCAACGAACUCGGUUAUGGUCCACCAUCAACUCCUUCACCUCGAUAUAGUACUCCAUCUGACAAACCCACAAAAUCACCAUCGAAUAUCAGUGGUGGUGGAGGAAAGAUUGGAGAUCUUACAAUCACAUGGGAUCCUGUUAGCCCAGCCGAUCAAAAUGGUCCUGGAAUCUAUUACAAGAUAUUCUGGCGUCGCAAAGGAUUCGAUACGGAAUAUCAGUCGUUAUCUUUGAAGGAAUACGGCAACGUUGGUAGCAGCGUCGUGUCGAUCCAACCUAAGUUUUACUACACGGAAUACGAAGUGAAAGUGCAAGCAAUCAACGCAAUAGGCGAGGGACCUAUAUCAGAUAAUGUGACAAUAUACAGUGCGGAGGAUAUGCCUCAAGUCGCACCGCAACAAGUGUUUGCCAUGAGCUAUAACAGCACCAGUUUGAAUGUCAGUUGGUUGCCGAUCGAACAGACUCGCGAGCGAGUGCGUGGCAAGCUGAUUGGACACAGGAUCAAGUACUGGAAGGAAAGCAACCGCGAAGAAGACGCUACUUAUUACUUGUCGCGCACCACUCGUCCUUGGUCUUUAGUAGUCGGAUUGCAACCGGAUCUAUAUUAUUACGUAAAGGUGAUGGCCUACAACACUGCCGGAGAAGGUCCGGAAAGUGAACGAUAUCUGGAGCGAACUUACCGCAUGGCGCCGCAGAAACCGCCGUCUUCGGUGAAUGUGUACGGCGUAAACCCGUCGACGAUAAGGGUCGUUUGGCGUUACGUACAACCGAGUCUAGAGGAGGAACCGCUAAUCGGAUACAAAAUACGCGUGUGGGAAGUCGACCAAGACAUGAGCACGGCGAACGAUACAAUAAUACCAGGUGGUUCCAAGCUGGAAGCCGAUAUCAGUAAUUUGAGCCCGGGCAAAGCGUAUCACUUGAGAGUGCUCGCGUUUAGCAACGGUGGCGACGGUCGGAUGUCGAGUCCUACUCAUACAUUCCAGAUGGGCGACGCCGCAGCCUUCAGGAGCAGCGCCGGAAACAAUAUUUUAAACAUUGUUCUGGCGAUUAGGUUAAUCAUGCUGCGAGUCUUUAGCCGAUCAAUGCGUUCCGCGCAUCUUUUCAAGAGGACCACGGAGGUCAUCUGCGUGUCAAGUGUAAGGAAUUUGAAUCUGUUGGAGUACCAGAGCAAAGAGCUUCUGCGCGAUUCCGGCGUGUCUGUGCAAAACUUCGCCAUCGUCGACGACCUAACCAAGACAAAUUCUGCAUUGGAAAAAUUGCACGCAGAUGAAUAUGUUAUCAAAGCUCAAGUCUUAGCAGGAGGUCGUGGCAAGGGUUGGUUCGAUAAUGGAUUCAAGGGAGGUGUACAUCUCACCAAAGAUCGUAAUGCUGUUACCAAUUACGUGAAGAAUAUGUUAGGUCAUCGCCUCAUUACUAAACAGACUUCAAAGGAUGGUAUACUGGUGCAGAAGAUUAUGAUAGCUGAGUCAGUGGACAUUGCACGUGAAACCUAUGUCUGCAUCCUGAUGGAUCGUGACCAUAAUGGCCCUGUACUGAUAGCAUCUCCAGCGGGUGGAAUGGAUAUCGAGGCAGUUGCGGAAAAGCAUCCGGAGCAAAUAAAAACUGUCCCAUUAGAUAUUUAUCAUGGAAUCGAUGACGAAAUAGCAAAGGAUGUCUCUACUUUUCUGGGAUUCUCCAAUCCGGAUAUCCUUAAGAAAGCCGUAUAUGAAUUGAAAAAUUUGUGGAAACUGUUCAUAGAUAUUGACGCUUUACAAGUGGAAAUUAAUCCGCUGGUAGAGACGACGGAUAAGCAAGUGGUAGCUGUAGAUGCAAAAAUCGCAUUCGAUGAUAAUGCUCAAUUUAGACAGCAAAAUCUGUUUUCUUUAGAGGAUGUCAGUGAAAAAGAUCCCAGAGAGGUGGAUGCGUCACGAUUUAAUUUGAAUUAUAUCGGAAUGGAUGGCAACAUAGGAUGCUUAGUAAAUGGAGCUGGUCUAGCCAUGGCUACAAUGGAUAUUAUUAAAUUAAAUGGAGGAUCGCCAGCCAAUUUUUUAGAUGUUGGAGGUAGCGUGAAGGAAGACCAAGUCUAUCAAGCAUUUAGAAUUCUUAGUGAAGAUCCAAAAGUCAAAGCUAUUCUCGUCAACGUUUUCGGAGGUAUCGUGAAUUGUAUAACGAUAGCAAGAGGAAUUGUUGCAGCAUCACGAAACUUAGGACUUCAAAUACCACUUGUUGUAAGGUUAGAAGGCACUAAUGUAACAGCAGCUAAAAAGGUCUUGGACGAAUCUGGAUUACCUAUUCUUACAGCAAAUAAUUUAGAUGAGGCAGCGAGGAAAGCAGUUAUCUCUGUUAGUACAUAAUUGUAUUUUAUGAGAAAUUUAAUACGAUGUUUAUUAUUGGUUUAUAUCUAUUUAAGACUGGAAAUCUGUGGUUUUAAUGCAAGAGAAAUAAUGUUAGGAAUAAGGAACUAAAAUGAGAAAGCACUAUAUGAUUUUUUCAUGUUAUAAUAUCAUAUUUAGGGAUUUUUAUGACUUGAAUAUUUUUAUAACUUGGAUGUAAACAUGCAUCUAAAUGCUGCCUACUAAUGUUUAUUAUUGCUUUUGUAUCAAGUAGAAGUAGAAAAUAUUUGUAGUCUUUAAUUUUUAUUAUUGCUCACAUUUUAUAUAUACAGUCUCAUCUUCACAAUCCUAAACAAAUCUAUAUCUUUAUUAACAAGAUAAGAUUACUAGAAUUUUGAAACAGUUAUUUUAAUUCUUUAUUAAAACCAAAUCAAAAUAUAUCGUUACCUUAUGUUUGUAUAUUUUAAUUGUUAAUUGAAAAUAUUUAACAAUCAUUUGCAUAUAGAAUAAAGAUUCAAGAAUGAUAUUGAAUCUAGCUAUAGAGGUUUGUAUUAAUAAAAUUCAGUUC